This is a messenger RNA of Bolinopsis microptera, 2403 nucleotides long. Its product is annotated as transmembrane protein 181-like. The coding region runs from base 7 to 1428 and encodes 473 amino acids. The transcript has 8 exons. The record is from RefSeq and is a predicted model, not a curated record. Lineage: Eukaryota; Metazoa; Ctenophora; Tentaculata; Lobata; Bolinopsidae. Gene Ontology annotation, molecular function: toxic substance binding.
GUGAAGAUGGCUAUUGACUCAUACAUUCAGAUGAAACUCUACACGUUGACAAAACGGCAGUUCUUGUUCCUAUUUUUGUCCUUCUUUGUAUUCUUCAUUGUCUCAAUUUUCGUUGGUUGGCUUGGGCCGUCUGUAAUAAACGUAAUAUCAGUGGACAAAGGUAUUGAAACAACAGAUAACAAGAUAAGCAUGCUCAGCCCAGAUGUAACCCCAUCUGAACAACAAUUGUGGUUGCAGAUAGAAACUAUCUUUAAUGGCGAUCGCGUCAAAGGUCCAACGUUUGAGAAAAUCAGCUAUCUUACUGUUCCAAUGAAAGUCAAAGUAUUUUCUUAUGAAAAUGGUACAAAGGGGUUUCUGAACGACGGUGCUGAAGCACACAACAGAACAUUGAAGUGUUUCGAAACAAAGUGUUCUCCUGUAACGGUUUUACACAUAGGAAAUAUCAAGUUUCCUCAGUAUUAUGUCGAGAUAGAGAUGUCACAAGCACUAGUGAAUGGGUCAUCUUUCAAACCAGUUUGGACGACUUAUAAUUCACACUUUACUGAGUUUGAGCUUUGGUUCCGGUUCAUUUUCCUUCUCCUAGCUUUUGGCUCUUCUGUUGCUCUCUGCCAAAGUCUGAGGAAAUACUCAGUCGAGGAAUGGAGCAUUGAACAGAAAUGGAUAAUGGUGUUACUGACAGCACUUCUACUUUACAACAACCCCCUUUUCCCCCUCAUUCUCCUCGUCCACUCCCCUCUUGUUAACGUUAUUGAUGACUGCUUUACCGUCACCUUCUUUUGUACUCUCCUAAUGUUUUGGCUCUGUGUAUAUCACGGAAUCAGAAAAACAGAGAGGCAUUUCUUCUCAUUUUAUCUCGUCAAGAUGGUGUUGGUUGGGUUGAUGUGGGUGAUUGGCUGUGUUAUAUUGAGUUGGAGUGCUUUGUAUGAGUCGAUUGAUCCAACCUACUCUUUGGCUCAGGAUCAGGUUGGAUUUCUCAGUAUAAAGAUACUAUUUUUUGUGUUGCUUGGAAUCUACACCCUAUACCUUCUCUACCUCCUAGUCAGAGCAUAUUCAGAGUUACAUAGCAUGCCUUACUUUGACAUCAGGCUGAGAUUCCUCACCGCUCUUACUAUCAUCAUUCUUCUCAUCAGCCUGCUGGCGGUUAUCCUCCGGUUUGGUAACGCCUUCCUGGAGGAUGUCCUCGUUAUGCAGAUUACUCUACGUUGGAAUAACAGUGCCGAGUUUCUGAGCUUCUACUCCCUCUUUAACUCCUACUUGUUUACACUCGCUUUUGUCUACUCACCCAGCAAUACUGCCGUGAGUUUCAAAGAUCAAACCUCGGCCUCAUUUGCAAUGUUGUCUGACUCGGAGGACGAGCUACUUUACCGAGGGAAGAAGUUUGUUAAUGGUAGCAGUACUAACUACGACGAGGGAGAGGAGUCCAUGUGAGGAGGAGGUCUUUUAGAAUAUUGAUUUGUUUGUAUCUGUUUGGACUAGUGUUCAGUAAAUGGAUCAGUUUGGACCGGUCUACAACAAGGUGGAUCAGAUUGAACCAGACUGCAGUAAAAUGGAUCGGUUUGGUUUGCAAUAUUAACAUAUUUUAUCAGUUUGGAUCAGCAGUGACGAUGGUUAUUAUUAAACAUUACUGGAAAUGUAUGCCCGCUGGACGGAGGAUUGAUUGAUAAGUUUAUUAGCUAUGUUAUAUAAUAGACUGUUUUGGGUGAAGAUUUAAGUAUUAUAACGUUUUUGAAAAUUGCACUGUAUGUAGGUCACGUUAAUUAAACACAGUUAAAUAUAAUAAUCUUAAACGAUAGAUUUGUGCAAUUUGAAUAUUAUUUGGUAUGUUAAGCUUAUCGGUUGUAGAGAAAAUUAAUGUGUUUAAAUCAGAUUUGUAAAUUCUAACUGCUCGAACUGUUUACUGAUGAGGGAAAGUUUUACGAAAUUUAAGAUCGUGUUUAUUAUUUAACUCCUUUUUUUUCUUUUGACUUAAAUGAUAAAGACUUGCAUAAACUGAGUUUUGAUGACAACUAUUUCAAUAAAUUAAUAAAUAAACUUCGAUAUUAAAUUAAUGGCAAUAUAUUUCUCUUGAAUUUGCAUGUUUCUGUUUUCUCCUUACAAUCUAAAAUUAUUUAAAUUCCAAUUAUCCGGUAACAAAAAUUUCAAUUAUUUUCAAUUUUACCUUAGAUUCUCUGAAAUGUGAUGUGAUUUUAUCUGGUAUUUGAUUAAAUUAUUUGCAUGUCUUUUUUGGAUUGAAUUAUUCGCAUGUUUUUUUGCUGUUCAAAUUUAUUAUAUUUGAUGGUUUCGCUGAAAUUUUGAUAAUUAAAUUUUAAUUAUAUAAGAUGUUAUAAUAAUGUUAUUUUUAAUAUUUUUUGCAACCUCCUCUCAGCUGGUUAUUGAGAUAUCGUUAAACAAAUGCAACCAUUC